AUGUCUUCUUUCGACGAUUAUCUUACUAAAAAAUACGUAGGAAGUGUAGCAAUAUUUGACGAAGAAGACAUUACUGGACAAUGGAAAAAUAUUAAUUCGGAAGAAGAGAAUGACGACGAUGCUCCUGUAAUCGAUUUUUCAGUUGCAGAAGAAAUAGAAAGAUCCAACAAAUGGAAACCUAUUGUAAAUGAUGUAGGAGAUGAAGCUCCACAAAUUGUAAAUGCUUCUAAUGAUCUCCUAGAAGAAUAUAUAACUUCUGUGUCAUCAACGAGUCGUAAAAGAGAUAACAAGGGUAGAUUUUCUGAAGUUGAGGAAGUUGAAGAACCAAAGACAAAACGUCAUAAAUCAGCCUCAGGUCCGGACGUAGGAUUACAUACUGCCGACGAAGUUCAUAAAGAUUUAAAACGAUCUAAUAAAAACGAAAGGGAAAAAAUAAAUUUAAUAGAAUCUUCUGGUCGCCAUGCAACUACUAUAUAUCGGGAUAAUGUAGGUAACAAGAUUGAUAAAGCGGCAAAGAGAGCAGAGGAACGACGUAGAAUCGAAGAGGAGGAAAGGUUGUUGAAAUGGGGUAAAGAAGAAGAUACUCGUAGAGAGGAGAAGUUACGAAAAAAACCUUUAGCAAUAUAUAAGGAUGACGAAGAUUUAAAUGAAGAAUUGAAGGCCCAAGAAAGGUGGAAUGAUCCAGCCGAAAUGUUUUUAACCAAGAAAAAAAAUAAAAAGAAGUCUGGGGGCAGACCAAGAUAUCAAGGACCACCCGCACCAACUAAUAGAUUUAAUAUUCAACCAGGAUUUAGAUGGGAUGGUAUUGAUCGAUCAAACGGAUUUGAAAGACAAUUUUUUGAAAAACGUAACGCCAGAGAAGCACUCGCCAAUGAAGCGUAUAAGUGGUCUGUGGAAGAUAUGUAA
Funneliformis geosporum is the source of this 906-nucleotide messenger RNA. NCBI's taxonomy places the organism in Eukaryota, Fungi, Glomeromycota, Glomeromycetes, Glomerales, Glomeraceae. The record is from the annotation of a GenBank genome assembly.